CUAACGUUGGGGCCCUAGCUAACAAAUUCCUGCCUCCAAGCCAAAGCGGGCACUCCACCGAGGGUCGCGACAUGACAUUCGUUCACACACGUACGUGGGGGAGACUGUCGGAUGCGCCGUCAUCUGGUUCGUGGCCGAGGGGUUGGCGGUGGCGUAUAUAGGAACGAGGUCUGGCCUACCGCGCAUCGCUGCUUCACUCCUCUCGUUGUUUUCCCCAGGUACAGCUUUUCACAGGUAUCUGACAUCCGCGUCGUGCCUUUCUCCCACGUCCAAAGAACACCAGAAACGCCCCCAGAAUGAGCCCCUCCGCCGUCGACAACUCCACCAGCGUGGACACCAGCAAGGCGCAACUGAAGCCCAACAUUGGCGUCUACACCAACCCUGCGCACGACCUCUGGAUCACAGAGGCGGAGCCGAGCGCGGAGAACGCAAAGACCGGGGCUGACCUGAAGCAUGGCGAGGUGACCAUCGCCAUCCGGAGCACAGGAAUCUGUGGCUCCGAUGUUCACUUUUGGCAUGCGGGAUGCAUCGGCCCCAUGAUUGUCGAGGGCGACCACAUCCUCGGCCACGAAUCUGCGGGUGACGUUAUCGCCGUCCACCCAUCCGUGACACACCUCAAGGUUGGCGACCGCGUCGCCGUGGAGCCCAAUGUCAUCUGCAACGAGUGCGAGCCCUGCUUGACCGGUCGCUACAACGGCUGCGAGAAGGUCCAGUUCCUUUCGACGCCGCCGGUGCCUGGUCUCCUCCGUCGCUACGUGAACCACCCGGCCGUGUGGUGCCACAAGAUUGGAAACAUGUCAUACGAGGACGGUUCGAUGCUGGAGCCUCUGAGCGUGGCGCUGGCUGGCAUGCAGAGGGCCAAGAUCGAGCUUGGUGACCCCGUCCUCAUCUGCGGUGCCGGGCCCAUUGGUCUCAUCACUCUGCUCUGUGUCGACGCGGCGGGCGCCUGCCCCAUUGUCAUCACCGACAUCUCCGAGUCCCGCCUCGAGUUCGCCAAGUCCAUCUGCCCGCGCGUCAUCACGCACAAGGUCGAGCGCGGCACGGCCGAGGAGGCCGGCAAGCGCAUCGUCGAGUCCUUCGGCGGCGUCGAGCCCGCCGUGACCAUGGAGUGCACGGGCGUCGAGAGCAGCAUCGCGGCCGCCGUGUGGGCGAGCAAGUUUGGCGGCAAGGUCUUCAUCAUUGGCGUCGGCAAGAACGAGAUCAACAUCCCCUUUAUGAGGGCGAGCGUGCGCGAGGUCGACAUCCAGCUGCAGUACCGCUACAGCAACACCUGGCCGAGGGCGAUCCGAUUAGUGGAGAGCGGCGUGAUCGACAUGAAGAGGCUGGUGACGCAUCGCUUCAAGCUCGAGGACGCCAUCAAGGCGUUUAAGACGUCGGCGGAUCCCAAGAGCGGCGCGAUCAAGGUGCAGAUCCAGAGCUUGGAAUAGAAGCUCCAUCAAUGUCAUCAGGUUCGGGGGGUAACAGGAGUUGCGGGUUCAUCGGGGGCAACAAAUAGAUCGCCACAGUUUUUUUUGGACGUGAUUUCAAUGCAUGAACUCUGGUUUUGUGAGCAUGGUGUAUUGAGAAAGUCAUUGUAUGAGGCAAAAGUGAGAAUUCAUCAGCGGACGAUACUGAUGAUACGUGACUGUGUGAGGGCGGACGCGACUGUGGACCACACGAUGAAGGCAAGA
This is a messenger RNA of Emericellopsis atlantica, 1670 nucleotides long. RefSeq names its product chaperonin 10-like protein. The coding region runs from base 297 to 1427 and encodes 376 amino acids. The transcript is spliced from 2 exons. Gene Ontology annotation, molecular function: L-iditol 2-dehydrogenase (NAD+) activity. Gene Ontology annotation, biological process: D-sorbitol catabolic process. NCBI's taxonomy places the organism in Eukaryota, Fungi, Ascomycota, Sordariomycetes, Hypocreales, Bionectriaceae. The record is from RefSeq and is a predicted model, not a curated record.